This is a messenger RNA of Plutella xylostella (diamondback moth), 2183 nucleotides long. RefSeq lists its product as uncharacterized. Lineage: Eukaryota; Metazoa; Arthropoda; Insecta; Lepidoptera; Plutellidae. Gene Ontology annotation, biological process: proteasome-mediated ubiquitin-dependent protein catabolic process; multicellular organism development. Gene Ontology annotation, molecular function: ubiquitin conjugating enzyme binding; ubiquitin protein ligase activity. The record is from RefSeq and is a predicted model, not a curated record. Gene Ontology annotation, cellular component: cytoplasm.
AUAUGACGCCAUUUGUAAUUGUAGCAACUGAAAAACAGCUGUGUGGAUUUUAUUUGUUGUAUUUCCAUCUGUUAUUUCAGUUCGAUUAUAAAUAAAAUAUUUUAUCAUAUUUUUCCAUCAAGCAGGUGAUGCGAUGGCGAAUACUACUGAACUAAAGAGUGACACAUUGCCAGACCUUGAUGAUCUCCUGCAGUGUCCAGUUUGCUACGAGAUCCCGGCCGGUCAGAUAUUCCAAUGCAAUGAGGGGCACCACGUGUGUGGGCGUUGCAAAGUGCGCCUCGACCAGUGCCCUGUCUGUAGGGCACUGUUUUUCGGCACUAGGAACUAUGCCAUGGAAGAACUUAUUGCCAAUGUUAGAAAACUGCAGGCCUUUAAACUGGGAGGCAAGAUGACAGUGACCUCUGUGGGCAAUGGAUCUGGCUCUGGUGGUUCAGAGAGCACAACCUCCGCUGACAACUCUGUGGCUGGAGCUCCUCUGGAUGGUAGUGUUGAAGAUGGAGACAUUGAAGACAAUAGAAUAGCGUCGCGGGCGCCGGCGGCCUGCAAGGGUCUGUUCCGGUGCCUCUGCUGCAAGGACGGCUGCGCCGAGCGGCUGCCCGCCGCGCGCCUGCUCAACCAUCUGCGCUACUUCCAUUCGCCGGACCUGCUUGAGGGCAAGUCUGACAACGGCGAAUAUGUGCAAGCUUGGCAAAUCGCUACUGUUCCGGGCAGGAUUGUUAUAGCAGUCAGAGUAUCUGAUAUGGGAGUGUUCUUCUUAGUCAUCGAAAUAAGCAAACAAUCUCUCUACGCUUGGGUUUCAAUGGCCGCUGCGCCGUUAGUGGCCCAUGACUUCUGUUACACGAUCACAAUAUCCGGCAAUGAUCGGGAGGCCAUAUUUACAGAUUGUGUUUGGUCGGUGCGAUCAUGCGAGGGGGCUCUAAAGAAGCGUGGGCGCUGCCUCGUGGUGACAGGCGGAGACGUGCGCGCGCUGACCGCGGCCGCCAACGUGAGCGGGCGCCUGGCGCUGCGGCGCGCGCCGGCCGACCAGCAGCCGGCCGCCGCGCAGCCCCGCGCCGUGCUGCGCGUGGCCAGCCGGGGCUCCGCCGCGCCCGCGCGCGCCUCCAUCGAGCCCUUCCUGCAGGACCUGCAGGACGACGUGGCGCGCCUGUCCCGCGCCUUCGCCACCCUCGGCCGCGAGGCGUCCGCCCUCGCACGCUCCGAAUCUCAGCUUCGCGCAAACGUAGCGGCGGUGCGCGCCCGCGAGACGCGUCUGCCCGCCCCCGUCGUCGAGGAGCCUCCCGCGCCGCUCAUGAUCGCCGCUGCCGACGAAAUCAACCCAGUCCUAUCCCGCAACGCUCGCCGGCGCAUGCGCUUGCGAAUGCGGGCGGCCCUUGACGCAGCCCAGUCGCCGGUGGGGCGCGCGCAGCCGGCGGAGGCGCCCCCCGCGCCCGCGCCCGCCCCCGUGCCCGCGCCCCGCGCCGUGCCGCCGCCUGCUCCAGCUCCACAUGUCAACGAAGGACCAUCCAGCGGAGCUCCACAAGCACCAUCUCAGCAACGCACUAACAAAAAGAAGCGUCGUCAGCGUAGAUAAAUUGUAAUUGAUUGCCUGCAUGAAUUGUAGAUCUUAUUUGACAAUUAUACAACAUAUUUUGGCAUGUAUUAAUGAAGUGACUCGAAGUAUAAGGUGUAAUACUUUACGUGACUAUUAGUUGAGUACUUAACUACUUACCAACUGUUUCUCUGGGGUUCUAGCCGUCGCUUAUCUACUUAUUGAGUACCUAUUGUAAAUAGUUGACCUCCUCAGGCCGCAAUGCUAAAGUGCUGUGAUAAUGUUACAUGAAAAAUAUGCAACAUAAUAAACUUGAACUAUUAUUGUAGAUACUUAAAAAGGACCACAAUAUUGACAAAAUUUACAUGGUAUCCAACCCCAGAGUGGGAUAACAAAUCGUGAUUAAGUGUUAUAAUACGUGGAAUGAUGAAUGCAUUUUAACAAUAUUAUUUGUUUAAUUAUUAUGACAUAAUUUUUACGUAUCUCAUUAUCAUAAAAUUCAUAAUGGACACUAAUAAAAUGACUUCAGUGUGAAUUGAUAAUUGUUACAUUCACUAAGAAUGUUAAAUUUGUUAUACUUAGGCUGAGUAUCGUAUUAUGAUUGCUGCUAUCAUAAGCAGAUAAGUUGUUUUUAAAUAUAUUUAGAUAGACAAUA